UAUUUUCUUUGUUUUCGCUCACAGUCGUGCCUGCUUUGCCUGUCCUAGUUCCACGCCCCGUCCCUACUCCCCUGUUCCCCACCCGCAACGAUGGACCCCGCACCUGCGCCACCGCCGCCAUUCGCUGUACACCUCGUCAGCGGCGGCAGCUCCUCGCCGGAGCUUCCCCUCCUCCUCCAAUCCCUCGCCGCUGCCCGCGUCGUGGCCCUCGACGCCGAGUGGAAGCCGCGCCGCCGCGGCGCUUCCGCCCCCGGGCCCGUGGACGGCGCCUCGCCGGCGCUCCCGAAUCCGCCGCUGUUCCCGACGGUCACGGUCCUCCAGCUGGCCUGCCGCGGCGAAGAAGGUUGCAGCGAGGUGUUCGUCGUGGACCUCCUCGCCGUGCCGCUCGCCGACCUGUGGGCGCCGCUAAGGCAGCUGUUCGAGCGGCCCGACGCGCUGAAGCUGGGGUUCCGGUUCAAGCAGGACCUCGUGUACCUCUCUGCCACCUUCACGGCGGCCCUCGGAAGCGACUCCCGAUUCGAUAGGGUGGAGGCGUUCUUGGAUGUCACCAAUGUUUAUUACUACCUCAUGGGGCAUGACAGGCAAAAGCGGCUUCCAAAGGAGACCAAGAGUUUGGCUACAAUUUGCGAGGAACUGCUUAAUGUCUCUUUAUCCAAGGAACUCCAAUGUAGCGAUUGGUCAUGCCGACCCUUGAGCGAAGGGCAAAUACAAUAUGCUGCAUCAGAUGCCUACUACUUGCUAGAUAUAUUUGAUCUGUUCCAUCAGAAGGUCAGGACUGAAGAAAAAUGUGUUUCGACAAUGGAAACUUCAGAUCAACAUUGCCCACAAAGGGCGAUAGAGUGCUCAUCAUCAGGAUAUGUCAUUUGCUCUGAUGAUUAUUUGACAUCAAUUAUAACUAAGUAUAGUGACAGGAUUUUGUUGGCAGAGUCAGAUACUAAAGCACGUUCCUCAAGACGAAAACAAAAACAAAAGCUUUCUACCGAUGCCAAGUGUAAAGAGAAGUUUGAUUGCAAUACUGAAUGGCAGGGUCCCCCUCCAUGGGAUCCUUCCGUUGGUGGAGAUGGAUACCCAAAGUUUUUGUGUGAUGUCAUGAUUGAGGGUCUAGCUAAGCACUUGAGAUGUGUUGGAAUAGACGCUGCCACUCCAUCUUGUAAGAAACCUCAACCAAGGGAAUUAUUAAAUCAAGCCUAUAAGGAAGGAAGAAUAUUACUAACACGAGAUAUCAAGCUCUUAAAAUAUCAGUAUUUGGCGACUAAUCAGGUAUACAAAGUGAAAGGCCUGCUCAAACAUGAUCAACUGGCUGAGGUGAUUGAUACCUUCCAGUUAAAGAUCUCUGAGGACCGACUAAUGUCGAGAUGUACAAAGUGCAAUGGAAGUUUCAUUCAGAAACCACUAACGCUGGAGGAGGCCAUGGAAGCGUCCAAAGGUUUCCAGGUUAUCCCCUCAUGCCUCUUCAACCGAAAUCUAGAGUUCUGGAAGUGCACCGACUGCAACCAACUCUACUGGGAGGGAACACAGUACCACAACGCCGUUCAAAAGUUCAUGUCAGUCUGCAACAUCGGUGAGUAAUCAGUGCAACAGCUCUUCUGCAAGAGUGCCGACAACUGCAGGGACUCCAUCACUUCCCAUUCUCGGGGAUUUUGAGCGCUCACGAUCAGGCAGUCCUUUCAUUUUGUUGGUCUGCUGUCCAUUGCCCUGUUGUUGUAAAUAUGGUCAUGCUGUUUUGCAUCCCAAAAUCAACAUGUAGUGGGAAACUGUUCUCUCAAUAAUGCCACUUGUUGUUUUCAUGUAUGUCUUCUGGAAUUAAGUCUGCCAUUUGGAUAAUUGGCCCCAUACGCAAUUUCACUGUCA
Messenger RNA from Brachypodium distachyon (stiff brome), 1851 nucleotides. Its product is annotated as exonuclease mut-7 homolog. The record is from RefSeq and is a predicted model, not a curated record. Gene Ontology annotation, molecular function: nucleic acid binding; 3'-5' exonuclease activity. Lineage: Eukaryota; Viridiplantae; Streptophyta; Magnoliopsida; Poales; Poaceae. Bases 91 to 1569 code for a protein of 492 amino acids. Gene Ontology annotation, biological process: nucleobase-containing compound metabolic process. The transcript is spliced from 8 exons.